Molecule: messenger RNA, 3279 nt
Organism: Pundamilia nyererei
Lineage: Eukaryota; Metazoa; Chordata; Actinopteri; Cichliformes; Cichlidae
Gene: papolg
Product: poly(A) polymerase gamma
Exons: 24
Coding region: 332-2881 (849 amino acids)
Biological process (GO): RNA 3'-end processing
Cellular component (GO): nucleus
Molecular function (GO): RNA binding; poly(A) RNA polymerase activity
Source: RefSeq, a predicted model, not a curated record
GCUGCACGCAGUUAUCUCAGCAAACACCGUCACAUUUGUAAUUUGGGGUUCAAAAAAUUCCAUAUAACAUUUGGACGUGUGUUUAGCUGAUAGAAACCGAAACGUCCUUGCUUUUUGCGGAUUAAUUAGAUAUAAAUAUUCUUUCAGAGACACGAACCGAUAUGUUCACACAUAAGAACUAAUUCCGGUUCACUGGGAAGCUUUGAACUGCUUUCUGGAAAGUGACCAUUGUUGUAAUCAGGUCGAGGCUGUUAUCAUUUCCACUUGCUGACUUUCUUUGUGUUUUUUACGGAUUUGCAGCAGAAAAACAGCGCAAGCUUUUUAGAGUGUCAUGAAAGAAAUGUCAAGCACCAUGCCUAGUGGGCAGCAGCCUCAGAAACACUAUGGCAUCACCUCUGCGAUUAGCCUCGCGCCCCCACGAGAAAUAGACCACCACUACACCAAGAAGCUCUGCGAUGCAAUGAAACCUUUUGGAGUGUUUGAAGAUGAAGAAGAACUCAACCAUAGACUUGCAGUUCUUGGGAAGCUGAAUAACUUUGUUAAAGAAUGGAUUGCAGAGAUCAGUGAGUUAAAGAACCUUCCACCAUCAGCUAUUAGCUGUGUUGGGGGCAAGAUAUUUACAUUUGGUUCAUACCGACUUGGAGUGCACACAAAAGGAGCUGAUAUUGAUGCCUUAUGUGUGGCUCCACGGCAUGUAGAAAGAACAGACUUUUUCCAGUCUUUCUUUGAGAAAUUGAAACAGCAUGAAGAGAUUAAAGAUCUCAGGGCUGUUGAGGAUGCUUUUGUACCAGUGAUAAAAUUCAAAUUUGAUGGAAUUGAGAUUGACCUGCUUUUUGCCAGAUUGGCCUUACAAUCCAUUCCAGACAACCUGGACCUGAGGGGAGACUCCAUCUUGAGAAACUUGGACAUUCGAUGUAUCCGCAGCCUUAACGGUUGUCGAGUAACUGAUGAAAUUUUGUACCUGGUGCCGAACAAAGAGAACUUCAGACUGACACUGAGAGCCAUCAAACUCUGGGCAAAACGUCGAGGAAUCUACUCCAACAUGCUGGGCUUUCUGGGUGGAGUGUCAUGGGCUAUGUUGGUAGCCAGGACCUGCCAGCUCUACCCCAACGCUGUGGCUGCCACACUUGUCCAUAAGUUCUUCUUGGUUUUCUCUAAAUGGGAGUGGCCGAAUCCGGUGCUUUUGAAACAGCCUGAGGAUAGUAAUUUAAAUUUGCCUGUGUGGGACCCGAGAGUGAACCCAGCUGACAGAUAUCACCUGAUGCCCAUCAUCACACCUGCCUAUCCCCAGCAGAACUCCACAUACAACGUCUCCACGUCUACACGUACCAUCAUGAGCGAGGAGUUCAAAUACGGUCUCAGCGUCACAGAUGAGAUUCUUCAGGGCAAAGCAGAGUGGUCCAAAUUGUUUGAGCCGCCCAACUUUUUCCAAAAAUACAAACAUUACAUUGUUCUCACUGCCAGUGCAUCGACAGAAGAAAACCACUUGGAAUGGAUCGGCCUGGUGGAGUCAAAGAUCCGUGUUCUGGUGGGAAACCUGGAGAGGAACGAGUACAUUACCCUGGCUCAUGUAAACCCCCAGUCAUUCCCAGGAUCUAAAGAGAACCGGAACGAGAACGAUUUUGUGUCAAUGUGGUUUAUUGGGAUCAUCUUUAAGAAGGUGGAGAAUGCAGAGAGUGUGAACAUAGACUUGACAUAUGACAUCCAGUCUUUCACAGACACUGUGUACAGACAAGCCAACAACAUCAACAUGCUGAAGGAUGGGAUGAAGAUUGAAGCAACACAUGUGAAGAAGAAGCAGCUCCAUCAGUACCUGCCUCCUGAAGUGGUGCAGAAGAAAAAGAGAAGCAUAGCAGAGUUGAACCGUAGUUCUAAUGGUGGCAGCUCUAAGCGGCUCUCCCUCGACAGCAGUCACCUGGACAGCUCCAGAGACACAGACUCAGGGACUCCCUUUAACUCCCCGCCCAGCAAACCCUCCAAGCCUACAUCUGACACAGACGACAGCGUCAGUCCUCCUAAGCAGCUUUUUGUGGAGGGUUCUCCAGCACCUGUUGCAGCUGCUCCUCCUGCUGCUGCUCCUCCUGCUGCUGUUGCUGCUCCUCUUCCUGCUCCUGUUGCUGCUGCAGCUAAAGACCAGGGCAUGUCCAUCCCUGUUAUUGGUACAAAACCUCCUCUUAAAGCAAAGCCUCCUUCCCCACCAGCCAGCAGCUCCAUCACCAGCAGCACAAAGCCUACCGCCACCAGCAGCCCCAAAGAGGAGCCCAACGGCCUGGAGGACUCAGUCAACGGAGCUCCUUCCAAGAGACCGCACUCGCCCACACAAGAGGACCCGGCCAAGAGGCCAAAAAACACAGACGUGGUGUCAAAUGAUGACGCUGCCUUCAAAGAACCAUAUCCACCCUCGUCUGACCCCCAAACACACGGAGAAGCAUCCAGCAUUACUUCUCUUGCUGGAUCAAAGGCAAAGCCCAUUCCAACCAUCGAUACCUCAAGAACACAAAGACUUCCCAGCAUGGAGCUGCCUGAUGCCUCCUCGCCUCUCCCUGCCAGUAACAGCUGUCGUGUUGUGAAAAAUUCCAUUAAACUGGCCCUCAACCGCCACAAUAUCACACCUCCCAAGCCGCCCGUGUUUGAGGACGCCCUCACCACAGACGCUCCUGCUGCCAGCGAGGAAAAGGGCAUGUCCAUUCCUGUGAUUGGCUCAAAACAUGUGACAUCCAAACAUGUGGUGCCUCCCAUCGGCAGCUCCAUCCCCACGCUAGUGAGUCGAGUAGUCGACCCUCUGAACGGAGCAGCCUCCAAGAGACCCCACUCGCCAUCGUCGGAGGAACAGGCCAAAAGGCUGAAAGAAACAGAAAAGGCCAGAAUCCAUAUAGCUUGAACUGCCAACAAAGACUGGAUUCACACAGAUAACCGAGGUGAGGAGCUUUAAGUCAAGUCAAACACCGAGGACGUGACUUCACACAGGGACAGGCGGCGGCGUUCAGGUCAGUCAGUCUGAAGCGUGAAGCAGCACAGACACCUCACCUCAGACUUGGAGAUUACAGUCUUGCCAGUGGAUAGGGGAUUCGGCCAUUGCUGUCACACACUCACAGCCAGAGGGGAGUUUAACCCCCCUCCCGCAGUCUCGGAGAUAUGACACGAGAACUAAAGCAGCAGGUUUUUGUUCUUUUCUUUUCUUCUUCUUAACUCUGUGUUUAGAAAUCUACACAUUACAAGAGGAAAACAUGCUGUCCUUCUAUUUCAUCGUCUCCUUUUUCCAGUUUAAAAAAAAAAAAA